CCUAACGGACUCGAAGGAAUGAAAGCUCUCCGUCUUCUGUUUACAAACAUCAAGAAACACUCUCCCGCCAAGAAAUGUUCCUUUACUCCGCUCUUCACCGACGAAACCCAGUUCAUCUCUCUAAUCCAUGCCUCCAAGACCAUCAAACACCUCCAACAAAUCCACGCCCAAAUCAUUCUCCAUCAACAGUUCUCAAACACCCGACUCGUUACCCAGCUAAUUUCUUCCUCGUCUUUUAAAAACAACUUCCUCAAUUACGCCCUUUCAAUCUUCCGCCACUCAAAAACCCCUAACUUGUUUCUUUUCAACUCAUUAAUCCGCGCACUUGCUGAUAAUUCUUACUAUAUGAGCUCAAUCUCUUACUUUCUUGUCAUGUUAAGGUCGAAUAUUCGGCCCAACAGCUUAACUUUCCCAUUUGUUUUGAAAUCAACCUCAGCGUUACAAGAGGGUUGGCUUGGUAUGGAGAUUCAUACCGAGAUUUUGAAGUUAGGUUUAUUGUAUGAUCGGUUUGUUUUACUUCAUUUGGUGGAUAUGUAUGCCAAAGUUGGUUUAUUGGAUUGUGCAUCACAACUGUUCGAUGAAAGUUCUCAAUGGGGGGACGAUGCAAGAAGUACAUUGGUAUGGAAUGUGUUGAUCAAUGGGUUUUGUAAAGUAGGAAAUUGGGGUAAGGCUCUGGAAUUGUUUGAGGAAAUGCCAGAAAAAUAUGGUUCAACUUGGAGUAGUUUGAUUGACGGAUUAAUGAAAGCUGGAGAGAUCAACAGAGCAAUGGAGCUUUGGCAUUCCAUGGAGGAAAAAGAUGUGGUUUCUUGGACUACAAUGAUAGAUGGGUUUUCACAAAAUGAGCAACACGAAAAGGCAAUAUCAAUGUUUUUUGAAAUGUUGGAGGAAGGUGGGAAACCUAAUGAUCACACCAUUGUUUGUGUACUUUUAGCUUGUGCAAAGGCAGGAGCUCUUGACACAGGAGUUAGAAUACAUGACUACAUUUUGAACAAUGGGUUCACUAUAAAGAGAGGAAUCACAACUGCUUUAGUAGACAUGUAUUCAAAAUGUGGAUCUAUUGAGAAUGCAAGCUGUGUGUUUGAUAAAACAGAAGACAAAGACCUUCAUACUUGGACUGUUAUGAUAUGGGGUUGUGCCAUUAAUGGAUAUCUUCACAAGGCUCUUGAGUUUUUCAACAAAAUGAAGUCAACAGGAAUAAAGCCAGAUGGGGUUGUUUUUCUUGCUAUCCUAACAGCAUGUUCCCAUGCUGGAAAUGUAGAAAAGGGUCUUGAUUUUUAUAACAAAAUGAAAAAAGACUAUUCAAUUCCCCCCACAAUGAAACAUUAUGCAGUAAUGGUUGAUCUUUAUGGAAGAUCAGGUCGUUUAGAUGAAGCUUUAAGAUUGAUAAAAAACAUGGAAAUAGCUCCUGAUUUUGUCAUAUGGGGUGCACUUUUUAGCGCUUGUAGAGCUCACAAGAACAUAAAAAUGGCAGAAUAUGCAUCCGAGAAGCUUCUAGAACUCGAGCCUAAACAUCCCGGAAGCUAUGUGUUUCUUUCAAACGUGUAUGCAGGAGUGGACAGGUGGCAAGAUGUGGAAAAAGUGAGAUCCAAAAUGAAAAACAAAGGUGUGGUUAAAGAUCCAGGGUGGAGUUAUAUUGAAAUAAAGGGAAAAGUUACUAGUUUUGUAGCGGGUGAUUGUGGUCAUGAUCUUUCAGAUGAAAUUCAUUUGAAAUUAAAUGAGAUUGUGAAAAGUGCAAGAGAACAUGGGUACAUGCCUGAAACUGAAUGGGUGCUUCAUAACAUUGAAGAAGAAGAAAAGGAAGAUGCUUUAGGGAGUCAUAGUGAGAAAUUGGCAUUGGCAUUUGCUCUUAUUUGUAGUGGUGAUAAUGAGGUUAUUAGGAUUGUGAAAAACUUGAAAAUUUGUGGGGAUUGUCAUUCUUUGAUGAAGUAUGCGAGUAAAAUGACGGGGAGGGGUAUUGUGGUGCGUGAUAUUAAACGGUUUCAUCAUUUUAAGGAUGGGAAUUGUUCAUGUCAAGAUUAUUGGUAA
This is a messenger RNA of Lactuca virosa, 2025 nucleotides long. The record is from the annotation of a GenBank genome assembly. NCBI's taxonomy places the organism in Eukaryota, Viridiplantae, Streptophyta, Magnoliopsida, Asterales, Asteraceae.